Molecule: messenger RNA, 225 nt
Organism: Sporothrix brasiliensis 5110
Lineage: Eukaryota; Fungi; Ascomycota; Sordariomycetes; Ophiostomatales; Ophiostomataceae
Product: ATP synthase subunit 9
Exons: 1
Coding region: 1-225 (74 amino acids)
Biological process (GO): proton transmembrane transport; proton motive force-driven ATP synthesis
Molecular function (GO): proton transmembrane transporter activity
Source: RefSeq, a predicted model, not a curated record
AUGGUUCAAGUUGCUAAAAUAAUAGGGACUGGUUUAGCUACUACUGGUUUAAUAGGAGCUGGAGUAGGAAUCGGAGUAGUUUUUGGUGCCCUAAUAUUAGGAGUAGCUAGAAAUCCUUCUUUAAGAGGACAGUUGUUCUCUUAUGCUAUUUUAGGGUUCGCUUUCUCUGAAGCAACUGGACUAUUUGCUUUAAUGAUGGCUUUCUUGCUAUUAUACGUUGUUUAA